ACUAAGCAGGAAUUUUAUUCUGGUUCCAUAGACAGGUGUAGACGGUCUGACUGACGAGGACUUCUGACUGAAUUAAGUGGAACUAUAGCAAAGGGCAAUCUUAUACCAGCCAUUCGAAAGACUUGAAGAACAAAUUAAACAAAACGACAUGGCCCACGCUGAACCGAAGGGAACUAUUGAAAAGGAAAGAACUGAAAAGCAGAAUGAGGAUAAUGAGGCUCCAGUGUCAAUAAAAGACAACGAGGAGCCCAACGCUGUCACUGGUGUACGGCAAAAGAAAUCUGAAGACAAUCUCAAGAAGAAGCUUCCAGAGGAUGACACAGACCAGAAAGCUGUGGAAGAUGUUGCCGACAAAUUUGCUGGCCUCGCCGUGGAUACAGAUUCACAGUCUACUUUAAAAGCUACGCCGCCCAGUCCGGAUCCGGCACCAGCUGUCCCUCCUCAGGAUUCUGUGCCUAUUGUGCCCAAUGCAUUGGUCGUGAAUGCGCACUCCCUAUGCAGAAAGAAGUGGAUCCUACAGCGUCGUCUUGAUGAUGAUCUCAACUGGGCGCACGUCAUUCUGGUGUCCGAGACGUGGUACAAGGAUAAUCAUACUGAAAGGAACAUAACUGGGUACAAAGGUUUCUUUCAAGAUCGAGAUAACGAUGUAUCAGGGAGGGAAAGAGGAGGGGGUGUGGCGAUCUAUCUGUCAGAUGCGUGCUGUACUGAUGCAGAAUUGGUAUACGGAGUCGCCACUGAGUUUACCGAGGCGUUAGGGGUGACCUUCAUGUUCAGAGACGUGAGAUGGUUGGCGGUGUACCCCUCAGGAGUGAUGUCUGGAUAAGGGAACAAUCGGAUUGGAACAACAAUUUCAUUACGUUGGCACGACAAAGAGCUGGAAGAAUAGAUUUGAGCCAGACCAUUAUAGCCGGUGGAGACCUGAAUCACAGUAAAGUGACAUUGCUUGGUUUCACCAACUACGUAAGAACCAGAACUCUAAGACGGGAAGGGGCAGCUGACACUGAAUACAUCCUCGACCUACUCUACACCAAUAACGCCAGGGGUUGGGAUUCGGUGAACACCUUGGAAGACGAGGAGACACACGAGCAGAUCUCGGAUCAUUUCAUUGUGAGGGCUUUCUCUCAAGAUAUAUGAAAGUAAUUCCGGAAGUGGGAGGAGUUCCAGCUAACAAUUUCACGUUGUGACAACGUUUAGAUAACGUUGUGUUUAUGUUGUGGUAACGUCAGGGAUAUUACGUCCAUAUCACGUUAUUCUGUGGAUUCCCAUUGUGGGAAACCACGUUGUCACAACGACAUGGGCUAACAUUGUGUAACGUCAUAUUCACGUCGUCAUAACGUUUUAUUUUACGUUGUAAUAAUGUUGUAUUUUACGUUGUAGCAAUGUUAUAAUAUAACGUCCCUACGAAAUUAUUCUGUGGACUGCCAUGAACGUUGUCACAACGACGUGAAAUAACUGUGUAAGUAGGAUGAAAUACGUUGUGACAACAUUAACUCAUGACCAUUCCCCGCGAAAAUGGUGUAAAAACAUCCCAAAACCAUGUUCCGGAAAUGUUUUUGAAUAUGCUUUAGUCACGUGUAUGUGUUUAUUUCGAAAUACCCUUUACUAAUGUUUUGAAAAGCCCAGUUAAUAGUCAGGUCGUGUUUUGCUGACAAUGUUUAAAACAUAAAACAACACUGAGCUGUUAACCAGAUACAUUAUGACACCAUGACCCUUUAGGCUUACUGCAGGAAACAAAAUAAGAAGGACAGACAUUGUAAGGGGUUGACCAUUGAAUAUUCUGGGGAGGGUUGGGGCCUGGAAUUUAUUCAAAAACAUAUAUUGUCGCUGAAAAUUCUUCACAAAAAUGAUUAUGUUUCAGACUGGUGAAAAAAAAGUAAUUGCCUGCCAGAAAAAUGACAGUUGCAAGGUGCUUAUCUUCAGGCUCAUAGACUUAAAUACAAAUGCAUAUCUGGUUUUGAAGCUGUGACCGAAAAUUAUCUCCUCUCAACAGAAACGUUCCAGCCAACAUAAUUCACAGCCCAGGGUUUAUUUGGUGUAUUCCUCAAUGGUCCAACAUUCCUGCUUUUAUCUCCUGGAAUGCUCGUGUCCCAUUUUCACCCAUGCUGCAGCGAAAACAGCAGUUUUCCACAUUCAACAAAGUCAAACUAGAACUAUUUUUAAUAAGCAUAAAUUAAUAGCUAGUCUAUACAAAACGAUAACAUAUAUUGUAUAAUUGUCUCAAA
Haliotis rufescens (red abalone) is the source of this 2222-nucleotide messenger RNA. RefSeq lists its product as uncharacterized. NCBI's taxonomy places the organism in Eukaryota, Metazoa, Mollusca, Gastropoda, Lepetellida, Haliotidae. The transcript is spliced from 4 exons. The coding region runs from base 149 to 823 and encodes 224 amino acids. The record is from RefSeq and is a predicted model, not a curated record.